This is a messenger RNA of Thalassophryne amazonica, 604 nucleotides long. RefSeq names its product serine/threonine-protein kinase Nek2-like. Gene Ontology annotation, cellular component: centrosome; cytoplasm; nucleus. Gene Ontology annotation, molecular function: ATP binding; protein kinase activity. Gene Ontology annotation, biological process: protein phosphorylation; chromosome segregation. Bases 1 to 444 code for a protein of 147 amino acids. NCBI's taxonomy places the organism in Eukaryota, Metazoa, Chordata, Actinopteri, Batrachoidiformes, Batrachoididae. The record is from RefSeq and is a predicted model, not a curated record. The transcript has 5 exons.
AUGUCUUCAGUCAAAGACUUUGAGGUGUUGGCUACACAAAAACUGAACAAGACUUUUUACCAUGAAAAGUCUGAUAUCUGGUCACUGGGGUGUCUCAUUUAUGAGCUGUGUGCAUUAAAGCCUCCGUUUGCUGGUGGAGGAAAAUGUCUCAACAGGAUCAACCGUGGGAAGUUCAAAAGAAUUCCGCCCCACUAUUCAGAUGAGCUGAACUCCCUAAUCGGCGACAUACUGCAAGUUUUGGACUUUCUGAGGCCGUCCAUGGAAGACAUCCUCCACAGCAGCCUGCUCACUCAGCAGAAGCAGAGAACUGGUGACGCUGCUCAUCAUCUUCCUGCACCCACGACAGCUGCAGACCUCAGGCUCAGGGAGCCGCAAGACAUUCCACCGAAGGCGUGGAAGCGGAGACUAGAGGCUGAGCAUCAUCAGCCAAGCAAGCAGAGGUGAGAAGGGUCAUGUGAUAUGGGUUGGUGCGAACCAGUGACCACAUCGUCUCUCACCUGCCAAAGUUGAUUCUGCUUCUAUAUUCUUAAAUUAAAAAUGAUUAUCAUAAAAUUAAAUAUAUCUGUUGUUGCUUCUCCUCUUCAGCUAAUAAAAUGUAUUUUGU